Molecule: messenger RNA, 733 nt
Organism: Ailuropoda melanoleuca (giant panda)
Lineage: Eukaryota; Metazoa; Chordata; Mammalia; Carnivora; Ursidae
Product: putative olfactory receptor 8G2
Biological process (GO): G protein-coupled receptor signaling pathway
Cellular component (GO): membrane
Molecular function (GO): G protein-coupled receptor activity; olfactory receptor activity
Source: RefSeq, a predicted model, not a curated record
AAAAUGACAGCAGGAAAUCAUUCCACAGUGACUGAGUUCAUCCUCGCUGGGCUAACAGAGAAACCAGAACUCCAGCUGCCCCUUUUCUUCCUCUUCCUAGGGAUCUAUGUGGUCACGGUGGUGGGGAACCUGGGCAUGAUCACGCUGAUAGGGCUCAGCACUCACUUGCACACCCCCAUGUACUACUUCCUCAGUAGCUUGUCCUCCAUUGAUCUCUGCCAUUCCACUGUCGUUACCCCCAAAAUGCUCGUGAAUUUUGUGACAGAGAGGAAUUUUAUCUCCUAUCGAGCAUGCAUGACUCAGCUCUACUUCUUCCUCGUUUUCGUUAUUUCAGAGUGUCACAUGUUGGCUGCAAUGGCAUAUGAUCGCGCUGCAAUGGCAUAUGAUCGCUAUGUUGCUAUCUGUAACCCAUUGCUUUACAAUGUCACCAUGUCUUAUCAGGUCUGCUCCUGGCUGGUAGUUGGGGUAUAUAUCAUGGGCUUGACUGGUGCCACAGCUCACACUGGCUGCAUGCUAAGAGUGUUUUUCUGCAAGGCUGAUAUAAUCAACCAUUACUUCUGUGAUCUCUUCCCACUGUUGGAGCUCUCCUGCUCCAGUACUUACAUUAACGAGGUGGUAGUUUUGUGCUUCAGUGCAUUUAACAUUCUUGCCCCCAGCCUGACGAUCCUUGCCUCCUACAUCUUCAUCCUCUCCAGCAUCCUCCGCAUCCGCUCCACUGAGGGCAGGUCCAAAG